AUGGAAUAUACAUUAUUUUUAAAGAUUUUUAAUAAUCAGGUUCUAAGAUAUAAUAUAUUUAAUAAGGUUUCAGAGAUUCAUUUAGCACUUGGUUUAAAGACAUGUGAGUGGAUUCGUUUGGCAAAUAAUCCGCAGUUAUUAAUUAAAUACAAUUAUGUGGAUUGCGUUAAAGAGUACUUUGUUAAAUAUCUUACACCUAAUUGUAGUUCUCAUAUCACUCGACUGAUAGGAUUCUCUAUUUCAAUAUCGAUUGAAUGGGGUCGUUUCAAAGUACUAGAGAUGUUUGUAAAGGAUCUUCGGCUGAAACUAUCGAAUUACAUUCGACACUCAUUGAUGUUUUAUAGAGCCGCCUACAGUAGAAAGCUAGAGAAUUUGGUGGCGCUCGAAAGAUUUCUCAUUGAACAUGAUGAUAUCGAUAAUAUAACACCAAAGAUCUAUGUAGAGGGUUUAGAGGUGGCCGCAGAUCGUGGUACUCUGGACAUGGUCGUUUGGCUUUCAAAUAAGGUCGGUGUUAUCAGUCCCGAUGAGAUGACUGUUUCGCCUAUCGAGCUUGCAGCAAAGAAUGGUAAUCUCUCGAUGUUGCAAUGGUUGAUUGUAAACCGACCUAAAGACAGUUAUCAUCAGGUUGUUCACCUAGCUCUGGAGAAUGGUCAUGUAAAGCUGCUCGAUUGGCUUGUAGAGAAUGAACAUAUCGAUCCUACCAACAUUACAGUGAAUAUUGAUAUCUUAGCAGAUAGUGGAUUUCUGAAUUCAAUCAUCUGGGCACACAAGAAACAUUGUAGGAUAACAUGUACUCACAAUGCAAUGAACUUAUCGGCGUCACAUGGUUACCUACACAUUAUCAAAUGGCUCGAUCAACAUCGUACAGAAGGUUGUAAUCAAUUUGCUAUGAACAUUGCUGCUGAGAAUGGCCACUUUGAUGUUUUCAAAUGGUUCCACGAGAAUAGAACUGAAGGAUGUACAAAUAAAGCAAUGGACUUUGUUAGAGCGAAUGUUCCAAAGAUCUCCAUUGAGAAAUACAAUGAAAUGGUUGUUUGGAUGCAUAGAAAUAGAAGUGAAGGUUGUACAACUAGAGCUCUAGACAAUGCCUCUUGUUUCUCAUUGGAGCUGGUAAAGUUUCUUUAUUACAAUCGAACCGAAGGAUAUUCAAAGAAUGCAUUUUACAACGCUGCUCUCAAUGGACGUUUGGAUAUAUUUAAAUUUCUAGAGGAGAAUAGAACAGAAGAUAUUCCAACCAAUGUUAUUAUAGCGGAUGUCUGUAGAGCAUCGGUGAAUAACGAUUGUUUGGAUAUGAUAAAGUACCUAAAUGACCAAUAUCCAGAGGAAUCUUCUUGGAGUACUGCUAUUGAUACUGCUGCCUCCAAUGGAAAUUUGGCAAUAGUGAAAUACCUCUGUGAGAAUAGAUCGGAUCGAUGUAGUGAAAUCGCGCUAAUUGGUGCAAUCAAGAAGAGGAGACCAGAUAUUAUCGAAUAUUUACUAAGUAAUAAAUUGGUUAUAUGGACAAGUAAAUCUAUACUUGAAGCAGUUGGACAAUUUUAUUAUUCAUUAGCAGAUCAUCUUUUGCAACAAUAUCCAGAACCAUUUGAAAUUAACAAAGCAAUGAAUUUGGCAGAGGAGAUCUAUGAAUUUUCAAUCGAUAAUAUUAGAAAUUAUUUUAAACAAAGAAAUUUAUUAAAUAUAAAUUAA
Heterostelium album PN500 is the source of this 1686-nucleotide messenger RNA. RefSeq lists its product as uncharacterized. Gene Ontology annotation, molecular function: protein binding. The record is from RefSeq and is a predicted model, not a curated record. Lineage: Eukaryota; Evosea; Eumycetozoa; Acytosteliales; Acytosteliaceae. The coding region runs from base 1 to 1686 and encodes 561 amino acids. The transcript has a single exon.